Scutellospora calospora is the source of this 891-nucleotide messenger RNA. The record is from the annotation of a GenBank genome assembly. Lineage: Eukaryota; Fungi; Glomeromycota; Glomeromycetes; Diversisporales; Gigasporaceae.
AUGGAAACUGGUUGGAAACUUUCUAUAUCGCGAACAAUGGAAGAAGGAAUAUUUGAAGAUGCAGUGCGCUUGAGCUUAACAAAAUUAAAAGUGAAUCAAAUAUUAUUUCCGAAUGAUAAUAUAAUUAAUACGCGAAUCCAAUCUCCGACAACAACACAAACUGAACCAGUUAAUUCUAUAAAAACGUCGUCUAUGAAAUCGGUGCAAACCACGCCGACUCGAACAACACAAAUAUCGUCAACGAAUAACUUAAAUAAUAUUUCGAAUCAAGCUGCACAAUCGUCAAUUAAUAAACUGCCAGUUACACCUCGCUCCGUUCUAUUAAGCCCUUCUAUUAAAUCAUCUAUAGUGCGUAAGAAUUUGAAAAGUAGGUACAGAACACCGCGAUAUAAUUCUAUAGAUAGCGGAGUUGGAUCAAGGGGGGUUAUGAAAACAUCAGAUACUGCACAAAACGCAAAUAUUUCUCGACUGCUCUUGAACUCUCAACACAAGUUUUCUCCGAAAAUUUCUAGUCCUUUGAGACAUGAAAUUUUGUUAGAUUUAUCUUCUGAAUCAUCUAAGGAUGACAGUUGUCAGUCCAUUUCUAGUGCAACAAGUCCCUGGAGGAAUAUUAAUAUGUGUGAAACUCUUAUAAAUUCUUCAAAUAAGGGCAAAUCAAGAGAAAUAAUUGAAGGACAAGAUAUAAACCUCCCAUUUGGUAAAGACGAGAAUGCUUCCACUAUACUUAGUGUAGGUCAUACAGAGUGUACGGCGUCUGAUCAAAAUGAAUGGCCAGCAAAAAAGCGUGAAAGACAACAUACAAGAAUUUAUAAACCAUCGUCACCUAUUCGAUAUUCCAAACGGCUUGCAAAAAAAGUCAAGAAAAAUCCGAACCCUUACUAUAAAUAUUAA